AUGGAGCUUCCAGACAAGCAGAACAAAGUAUGAAAAACAAUGCAAAACAUUGAAAAUCGACAAGAAGCGGUGAAAACAUCAAUAAUCCACUAAGACUCUUCCUACAUUAAUUUAAAAAAACCACACAAUGUCUUCUCUUGUUGCUGAUUAUGGUUCGUCCUCCUCUGGUUCUGAAGAUGAAAGUGAAUCAGAUCACGAAGCUUCGCCUAGGCAUGAACUGUCAUCUCCAACAGCAAAAGUACCCUUACCAAGGCCUGAUUUUGCCAAUGGACCCACUUCAAAAAACUCAGUUUUCCUUAAUCCCUAUGUGGAAGCUGAGAUUGCCAAGAAAGCUAUUUUGGAAAAACAUGUAAAAAUGGUUCCAAGCAAAGAUGAGGUACGUUUCAUAAAUGGCAAACAGAUUUGCUGGAAUUACCGGAAAGGAAGAUGCCGCUUUGGUCACAACUGCAAGUUUGCUCAUGAUUCUGAUCUGCACCAAGGAGGAUCUCAGAGUAGCUCAUUUGCUGGAAAUGUUUCUGGGCAAAUAGUCCCAGAUGGUGGUUCAGUCUCUCCAGAACCUGAAGCUGAUGAAGGUGAAGAGGGACAAAUGAAACGAAAGAAGAGACCUGGUCUGAGUCAAACUUUAGUUCCUGGUAAGAAAGUUCUCAACAGGUAUAAAAAGCAAAGAGUGAAAGAAACUCCAUGGAAAAGCUAAACAAAUUAUUAAGUUUAGUCAACUUCAGUGUUACUGUGUUAAUUACCAGUUCAGCUCACCCAUGAUAUGUCCAGCAAUAAACUACUUUUAAGAUUUGAACUGUGUAUUUGACAAGUUAUAUCACCUAUCAUCAUUUUGUAUCUAAAUCAAAGUAUGUUUUAAUUAGACAAGAUAUAAAGUACAUAUUUAUAGAAAAUUUUGCAUCAAGUAUUGUAAUGUGAGGUAACAACUUAGUCACUGGAUUGCCUGGCUGUGAUCGGUUCAUACACCAACAUAUGUAAAACAUGAGGGUUUUUACUUGUAAGUAACUAUAUUUCUUGAAUUUUAUGCUUCCAGGGUAUCAUAUCCUAAUCUGUUAAAAAGUUGUUUCUUUUCAUGAGUCUAGCUUAGCAGAAUCAAUUUGAUGCAUGUUGUAAUUGAGGCUUAUUUUCUGUAAGUCGUUAAACUGUGUAAAAGUAGUGUGUAUGUUGUACUUUUACACUCUAUACUAACUUAGAGUUAAACAAUUGUUCAGUUUGGGCUUUUGUUGUGAGCCAUGCAAUUAGAUUCCAUUAUUGCAGCUGUUAUUUUGUUGUAAAGUUUUGUAUUCCUUCUUGGAUUGAACUUGUACCUUCUUUCUCUCCUACAGAGGACAGAAUAAAAUCUAUCACUAGCCCAUACUUUAGUGUUUCUACCUCACUUGAAAAUGAAUGUAUUUUGAGGUGUAAUAAAAAUAAUCUGAUGUGAGUCUCAUCUCAUGAU
This is a messenger RNA of Frankliniella occidentalis (western flower thrips), 1435 nucleotides long. RefSeq lists its product as uncharacterized. Gene Ontology annotation, molecular function: metal ion binding. Lineage: Eukaryota; Metazoa; Arthropoda; Insecta; Thysanoptera; Thripidae. The transcript is spliced from 2 exons. The coding region runs from base 128 to 694 and encodes 188 amino acids. The record is from RefSeq and is a predicted model, not a curated record.